AUGAGAUUUACACAGUUGCUUUGGUGUUUACUGCUUCUACUUGGAUUCGGAUUCUUAGCGGAGGCUAUUCUCGACCCUGUUGAUUUCUUGGCUCUGCAAGCGAUUCGUAAAUCUCUGGAUGAUUUGCCAGGUUCCAACUUCUUCCGGUCUUGGGACUUCACCUCUGAUCCCUGCGGCUUCGCCGGCGUCUACUGUGACGGAGACAGAGUCGUUUCCCUCAACCUCGGUGAUCCCAGAGCCGGGUCACCCGGUUUAUCCGGUCGAAUCAACCCGGCGUUAGGCAAACUCUCUGCUCUCACGGAGCUCUCCAUUGUCCCCGGCAGAAUCAUGGGCGCUUUACCGGCGACGAUCUCUCAGUUAAAAGACCUCCGUUUCCUCGCUAUCAGCCGGAAUUUCAUCUCCGGCGAGAUUCCGGCGAGCCUCGGCGAAGUUCGCCGUCUCAGAACACUCGAUUUGAGCUACAAUCAGCUCACCGGAACAAUUCCGCCGGCGGUCGGAUCUUUACCGGAGCUCUCCAAUUUGAUUCUCUGCCACAAUCACUUAACCGGAUCGAUCCCUCCGUUUCUCUCACAGACCCUGACCCGAAUCGAUCUCAAACGCAACAGCUUCACCGGCUCACUCUCUCCCGCGUCUUUCCCUCCGUCUCUGCAGUACCUCUCACUUGCAUGGAACCAGUUAACCGGACCCGUGGACCAGGUUUUACUUCGAUUAAACCAGCUUAACUACCUUGAUCUCAGCUUAAACCGGCUAACCGGCACAAUUCCCGGUCGAAUCUUGGCCUUUCCAUUACAACGCAACUUCUUCUACGGAUUGAUUCAACCGGCGGAUCAAGUAAAUAUUCCAACUGUGGAUCUCAGCUACAAUAGAUUCUCCGGUCAGAUAUCUCCGCUUCUCUCAAGCGUUGAGAAUCUCUACCUGAACAGCAAUCGGUUCACCGGAGAAGUCCCGGCGAUCUUCGUGGAGAGGCUGUUAUCAGCGAGCAUACAGACGCUGUAUCUUCAGCAUAACUUCCUGACUGGAAUACAGAUUAGUCCGGCGGCGGAAAUCCCGGCGAGCAGCUCGCUGUGUUUGCAGUAUAACUGCAUGGUUCCGCCUAUACAGACGCCGUGCCCGCUUAAGGCCGGCCCACAGAAGACUAGGCCCACUACACAAUGCAACGAAUGGCGAGGCUAAUGUGUCGCAUUACGCUUUCUUGUGGAUGAUUUUUGGGUGAUAAUAUUUAUUAUGUUAUAUGGUCCUUAUUUCAUUUUGUUAUAGUUUUUUUUUUUCUGAAGGGCAGUAUGUGUUGAAAAGGAAAAGAGAAAACAAAAACGAUUUGUGAAUUCACUAAGGUAGUUUGGUGUUAUUCAAUAGUGGAUUUAAAAUUAAUUUUAUAGAUUUU
This is a messenger RNA of Brassica napus (rape), 1381 nucleotides long. RefSeq names its product LRR receptor-like serine/threonine-protein kinase ERL1. The record is from RefSeq and is a predicted model, not a curated record. NCBI's taxonomy places the organism in Eukaryota, Viridiplantae, Streptophyta, Magnoliopsida, Brassicales, Brassicaceae. Gene Ontology annotation, molecular function: protein binding.